AUGCUGCGCCUGGUGGGCUUCCUUUUGAUCGCCCUUGCAGCCGGGCUCCGGUCCAAGAGCGACCCGUCCUGGCCCUGGGAGGAGCACGGCCCGAGCUCUGCCGAAGAGCUUCAGGAGCUCCUGAGCACCGUGCUGGCGCAGACCAGCGCAGCUGAGGUCACGGUGGAAGAGCCCGGAGAUGUAGAGGCACGGGAGCGGACGCUUCGAGAGCGGAUUGCCACCAUCACGAAGGACUGGCAGAGCGCCAGCGCACCUGCUUGCCAUCAGCAGCUCGGGCGGUUGAUGAACAGCCUCACGCUUAAAUGUGACGGCUUACAGCCGAAAGCCGACUGGCUGCUUGACUACUACGUGCCGACCCUUCCGAGCAAAACGUGCGCCGACAGUGUCAGCGACAUCUUCGCGUUGGGAAACGAAUUGGUGGAAACCCUCCGCGUCUCCAGAGAUUCUGUUGCUUCCGUGGAUGUGGCCGGUGAAACGCUCCGUCGAUAUCAAGCACUCUCCUUUCUGAGGAGCUGGCUAGUGGACCUGACCCGGACUCAUCAUCAUGCGCUGCUUUGGGCUGGCUUCUGGGAUGGGGACCCCGAGAACCGCACGACCAUGACGAAGCUCUCCAACUUUGCCAAAGCCAUCGAGCACGCGACCGUGCACCCGAACACCUUCCUGGGCCGAGCCAUCGAGGCGAGCGAGAACCUCGACGCCUGCUACGAAGAUGCCCUGACCAGAGCGCUUGCAGGGAACAUGUGGUCCAUCGCAAGCAUGAGCUUCGUGCUCGGGAUGCGCGAAAGGGCACAGGGAACGGUGAUUGCAUUGGUCAACAAGCAGAUCACGGGUGAGCGUAACUUGUCGCAGUCCGUGCUGUCCACGCAUGAAAUCCCCACAGUGGGGCUCGCAGCCUGGGGCCUCGGGUUCUGGGCCCCGAAAGUGCUGGUCGUGGACCUCAUGGGCACAUGCGACAAAACGAGCCCAGCGCUGCAGAAGCGGCUCCUCGCCCGCCUGCCGUCUUGGGCCAAGUCCAUGACGGACUGGAGCCCAGAAGCCUUCGCGACGAGGUCUCGGCUCCAGUGGCAGUGCAUCGACUGCUCGGGCGCUUGCAGCCUGGACGAGGCCAUGGCAGAGCACGUGGAGAAGCUGGUCGAGGCCAAGGAGAAGCAGGACUGGAAGGACCAAGAGCUCCGCCAGGUCGUGAGUCCACACCUCGCAGCCCGGGCCGCUAUUGGAGUCAGCCAAGAAGAGCUGGGCCUCGCCGACAAGCUCUUGAGGUCGAGUGACAAAUUCGCUUCCGUUUCCGUAUCCGACAACGCUAUGAUCAAGUUCAAGCUUUACAAGCAUGGAUUGAACCUGAAAGCGAAGCAGGAGGACCUUGUUCGGAAGGCAUUUUUUAAGGCUUGGGGAGAGGAAGACCCCAGCCCGCAUCUUCGGGUGGAGCAACUUCUUCACCAGAAUGCGGAUCCAAGCUCACCAGACCGGCUCGGCCGCACAGCCCUCAUGGAAGCUGCUUUCAGUGGCCACCUGAAGGUGGUCGAGGCAUUGCUGAAAGCCGGAGCCCAGCUCGAGGCUCGCGAGGAGUUAGGCCGCACAGCCCUCACCAUUGCUGCAACGAGCGGCCACCUGAACGUGGUCCGGGCGUUGGUGCUGGACGGAGCAGAGCCGGAGGCCUGCAAUCCAAGUUGCUUCAUGUCUGUUGCAAAGGCAGGCCACCUGAACGUGGCCGAGGUGUUGCUGAAGGUCGGAGUUCCGCUGGAAGGUCGAGAUGAAAGAGGGCGCACGGCCCUCGUCUCUGCUGCCACGCAGGGCCUCGUGAACGUGGUCGAUUUUCUGGUGAGGGCCGGAGCGCAGCUGGAGGCCCGCGAUCAGCAUGGCGACACAGCCCUCGUGUUGGCUGCAAGCAAUGGCGAUUUGGAGGUACUUGAGGUCUUGAUAAGGGCCGGAGCCCAGCUGGAGGCUUCUUGUAGGCAUGGAACAGCUCUCACUGUCGCCGCAGAACAUGGCCGUUUGAGGGUGGUCGAGUCGUUGCUGAAGGCCAGAGCCCUGCCGGAGGCCCCUAGUCAAAAUGGCCUGACAGCGCUCACAGUCGCUGCAGAGCACGGCCACCUGAAGAUUGUCGAGGCGUUGCUGGAGGCCGGAGCCCAGCUGGAGGCCCAGGAUAAGGAAGGCAACACGGCCCUCAUCUGGGCUGCACGCGAGAAGCACCAGGAGGUGGUCCAGGCCUUGCUAGAGGCCAGAGCCCAGACUGAGGCCCGCAAUGCGGAUGGCUUCACAGCCCUCACUUGGGCUGUGGUUGAAGGCCAGUUGCAGGUGGUCGAGGCCUUGCUGCAGGCAGGAGCCCAUGCAGAGCCCCUUCAUAAGAAGUUGGCAGAUCAUCAGCACCUGCAGCUUGCGGUGGAUGCUUCGAAUCUGGAUGGCUUCCUGCCAGUUGCUACUUCCAGAUCCAAGUCCAACCGGGGCCGCGGGUUGGCCUUGCAUUUCGUGGCGCUUUGCAUGUCAGCAAAGCACUUGGACCAUGGCGUGAUGCUGCGCUUCACCUCGAUGGCGCUCGCGGCCUUUGCAGCCACACUCUAUGUCGCUGUGGGGCUCAGGUCGGAGCACCAUCCGGCAUUGUGGCACGAGCACCCCGCGAGCUCGGCAGAGAAGAUUCAGGAGCUCCUGAGAACAGGGCUGGCGCAGACCACCGCGGCUCAGGCCACCAGGGAAGAGCCCGGCGAUGCCGAGGCACAGGAAAGGACGCUCAGAGAGCUGGUUUCCACCAUCAGGCAGGAUUGGCGGGCUGCCAGCGCAAGUGUUUGCCAUCAGCAGCUCGGGCGGCUGGUGAACAAUCUCACGCUUGCAUGCGAAGGCUUGCCGGCGAAAGCCGACCUGCUUCUCGACUACCUUCCGGACUCUUACAUCCUCCCGAACAAGACCUGUGCGGAGAGCGUCAGCGACAUCUUCGCGUCGGGGAGCGAUCUCGUGGAGACGCUUCGCGUUUCCAGAGAUGCUGUAGCCUCUCUCCAUGUGGACCACGAGCAACUCCGUCGAUACCAAGCACUCUCCUUUGUGAGGAGCUAUCUGGUGAAUUUGACCGAGACUCGCCAUCAUGCGCUACUUUGGGCCGGUUUUUGGGACGAGGACCCCGAGAACCGCACGACCAAGACGACGCUUUCCAACUUUGCCAAAGCAACAGAGCACGCGACCAUCCACCCAGACAGCUUCUUGGGCCAAGCCAUCGAGGCGAGCGAGAACCUGGACGCCUGCUACACGGACCCCCAGACCGGUGCGCUUGCACGGAACAUGUGGGCCAUCGCAAGCAUGAGCUUCGUGCUCGGGAUGCGCGAAGGGGCACAGGGAACGGUCAUCGCAUUGGUCAACAAGCAGAUCACGGGCGAGCGCAACUUGUCAGAGUCCGUGCUGUCCACACAUGAAAUCCCAACAGUGGGGCUCGCCGCCUGGGGCCUCGGGUUCUGA
This is a messenger RNA of Symbiodinium sp. CCMP2592, 3441 nucleotides long. Lineage: Eukaryota; Dinophyceae; Suessiales; Symbiodiniaceae. The record is from the annotation of a GenBank genome assembly.